UUCCUAUUAUGUUCUAUGGGAUUCGCAACUAUGUACCGUGGUUUCAACACCUUCAUUGCUUCAAUAUCCUUCGCUGUGACGAUAGCACUAACUACAGUUGUGAUCGUUUUGGCGCUAUACCUGAGAAAUUCAUCCACUACUGUGACUAUUACACUAUUCACACUCAUGUGCAUUUCUGUGAUCAUUGGAGUCAUUGUGUACGUUGUUCAGAUUAUACAACAUGUACCCCAGCGGAUUUACACAAAUACCAUUGCAGUUUGUUUCGGUAUCGCUGUGGUUUUA
Trichobilharzia regenti is the source of this 282-nucleotide messenger RNA. The record is from the annotation of a GenBank genome assembly. NCBI's taxonomy places the organism in Eukaryota, Metazoa, Platyhelminthes, Trematoda, Strigeidida, Schistosomatidae.